UGAGGAACAUUAUGAUAAGGGGAGCGCCAAAACCAGAGAUGACUAGGAGGGCCACCGUCCUCAUCAAGGUCUGGCGACGAUUUAUCAAUUGCAUCAUCUAAAAAUUGUCACCGCUGAUUUCAUCCGUAGAAACAUAAAAGAUAACAGUUAUAGAGGGCCCGCCCUUUCCCACUCCAGCAUUGGAGGUCACCAGAUCUUGGGUUUCAUGUUGUUGAAAGGCGGACGAACCUUGAUUUUCAACAAUGGAAUUCAUCUAUCUAUAUAUAAUAACAAAAGGUUUCUUGGGGCACAAGUUCCCGCCAAAAACUUCAUGGACCAAAGGUUUGCGGCUGAAGUUUCUAGGCAGUUGUGUUAUUCUAUUUUUUGACGCAGCGACCUAAUUGAAAUUGUAGAUUUGUAGUGAAAUUGUGAGUAUUUCAUUUAUUGUGUGCGGCGGUGCACUCUUCGUAUUCCAAGGAUGCAUGGAGUAAAGUAUUGCAGUGGAAACUUCCAGACAGGUACAUCAACUUGGGCGGUUAAGGUCCGUGUUGUUCGUGUUUACAGAGUGCCUGCAAAUGAUAAGUAUAAGGAGUCUCUGGAAUGUAUCUUUCAUGAUGAGGAGGGCACAAGGGUGCAUGCUCAUAUUGAGAAGAGUUUGAUUUCAAAGUUUGAAUAUCUUUUUGCUGAAGGUCAUAUAUAUGCCAUUAAGAAUUUCUGGGUCCAGGAAAAUUACAUGGCAUUCAAGACUACUCCUAAUAACCCCUUGAAGUGAGAGUUUUUCUUCAAGACAGCAGCGUUUGAAAUUCCUAGGGAUGAAUUCCCGGCUAGGAUUUAUGACUUUUCGACCUUUGCUUUUCUCCAGGGGCAGGAAGUUCUCAAUGAAAAUAUAGCCUUUGAUGUGAUUGGUAGGGCUGGAGGUAAAGGUAUUGUUAAGUACAGAAGUGGUAGGAGGUUGAUGGAGAUUCCAUUGCAUGAUGAAAUAAACAAUUGUAUCACUGCUACUUUAUGGGGGGACUUAAUUGAUCGUUACACCCAGCAUGAGCACUUUAUGGGGGGACUUAAUUGAUCGUUACACCCAGCAUGAGCAACAAUUUGAUGAGAUUAUCUUAGUCCUUCAAAUGUGUCGUUGCAAAAAAUAUGAAGGUGUAGUCCUUCAUUUACAGGAACUGGAUGAGUUUGAAAAGCUUCGCAGGGAAUUCAAUGCAAAUGAAGCGAUUGGUUCCACUGAACAGGAAGUUAACAGCCCAGCUCCAAGUUCAAGCCAGAGGGAUGUCAAUGUUGUUGAAAGGGAAACAGUUAAGCGUUGUCUCAUGGGAGAGCUUUCUGUAUCAGGCCCAUCUAAGAAGCUGAAGUCUGUUAUUAAAACAGAAAAGAAAUGAGGAACAUUGAUAUUUGGCUGAAGGACACAUCGUUUUUUGUUAUUUUUGCAAGUUUGAUGUAUUACUAUGAAUGACUUCAACUGCUAUUGCCGAACUAAGGGUGUUGUUAUUUUGUUUUUUGCUGUUUUGUGCCUUGGC
Messenger RNA from Cuscuta epithymum, 1496 nucleotides. The record is from the annotation of a GenBank genome assembly. Lineage: Eukaryota; Viridiplantae; Streptophyta; Magnoliopsida; Solanales; Convolvulaceae.